GCAACCAUCCGGAUGGGGCGCUUAGCAACACACAGGAGGAGGCAGAGAGCGCGCGAGGAACUGCCAAGAACAGAGCAAAAUAACGGAUGCGAUCGACGGUUACCGAUUGUAAGAUCGUUUUAAGUAAAUAUUCAAUAUCUAUGAAGCCAAAUUGAAACUUCAAUUUAUCAAAAGUGCGUUUGUUUGUCAAUCCAAAGCGUCGCUAUGAAGUUCGUCGUCGUUUUAGUCGCCGCUGGCCUUUUGGCUUUUUUUGGGGCGGUCAUCUGCAUAGUCGCCGGCGUGUAUUCGCGAUCAUCCGCCGCGCCCCACGGGAAAGACAACCGCUCGCUAUCGCUCGUGGAUCCGCUCUCGGGAUCCGUAGCGCGCGCCGGGCCGCUCGGUGCUCUCCAUGGUGCUGAAUCCUACGAAGGCGGCGGAUUGGAUAUCGGCCUUGAGAUCCCAACACUCAACGAACUGAGUACCGGUGAUGUAACGGGCCCGAAACAGUUUACACUCAAUCGACUCAUCUGCACCCCCGUACCCGUCGGUGAGUGCAGAUCGAGGAGUCUCAGACACCAAUCCGACGAGGAGGAUUGGACCCUCCGCACCACCGCCGAGGAGCUCCGGCAGCUCAUCGUGCAGCAGAACGAUCAGAUCCUCAUGGACCAGAAGACCAUCACCGAGCUCACCGGGAAACUCUCCGAGUGCGAGAACGGUCUGGAGGAGAAAAGCCUCAACGAGAGGAGCAUGGGAGUCUGGGCGGGGAACCGACGACACAUGGCCGGGGAUGACGUGAGCGGUUCGGUUGCGGUGCAGCUGCAGACGGCACGAGCCGUGGAGGAACUGGAAAGAGCGAUUCUACAGCUGAAAGACCGCAUAGAGAAGCUGGAGCUGGAGAUAGGGCCUGCUGCUAUGAACCACACUGAGCAUGUUGCGAGCACAUUGGGGAGCGUGGUGGUGGGGGAACCUGGCAGACCUGUGGAGGAUCUGGAGGGAGAGCUGGAAAAAAAGAUCAGGCUGCUGGAGAAAGAGAGGAAGAACCUUCGCAAAGAAACCCAGGGUCACCAUCAUCACAUCGACAAGGGAAUCAACACCCUGCAAGAGCGUAUUGCAGAGCUGGAACAGAGUCUAACAGAGUACAAUUACCCACAAGGGUAUAAACUUUCCUUCCCUGUACGGACCAACUACAUGUACGGGCUAGUCAGGCGAAACGUACCCGAGAUGUAUGCCUUCACGGCGUGUUUGUGGCUCAAACCUGCCGAGAACGGAAUCGGAACGCCGUUUUCUUACGCGGUGCCGGAACAGCCAAACCAACUUGUGCUGCUACAGGGAAUUCAUAACCCUGCAGAACUGCUGAUCAAUGAUAAGGUGGCACAGCUGCCCCUGUCUUUGCCCCAGGGCAUCUGGCAGCACAUCUGCGUGAGUUGGACUCUAAGGGACGGGGUUUGGAAAGCGUAUCAAGGCGGCAAGUUAAGAGGCCGGGGUGAAGGACUGGCAGCAUGGCACCCGAUUAAAUCUGGAGGUGUGCUGGUGUUGGGACAGGAACAGGACACUCUUGGUGGGCGGUUUGACGCAUCUCAAGCUUUGGUUGGGGAGCUAUCACUGUUUAACCUGUGGGACCGCGUGUUGACGCCCACAGAAGUCGCCGCUUUGGCAGCCUGCACAGAAUCACCGCAACUUGGCAACGUGGUGCCCUGGACUGACCGUGAUGUGGAUGUUUUUGGGGGAGCAGUGAAAGAACCUGUGGACCCCUGCACUCAGAGCUCACAUCCCCGACAGUGAGCGAAGCCAUGAGUCCAUUCACUCUUUUGAGUUGUUCGAAAGGCAAAGCUAUGAUUAUUGUAUGAUGGUCCCAGUGUAUUUAAGAAUGUAUUUACACUAGAAGUAUACUCAAAUGCGAGUAUGUACUUCCAAAAGGAGGGGAUCUGCUUGUGUCAGUUUGGAUCUGUAGAGCUGUCGCCAAAAGCUUUAAGGUCUUGUGUUUUUCUUUAUAAACAUUACAGCACUGUGGUUUCGUCGGACACAAAUGUGUUUUGUAAGACGGAUGUGGCUCAUUUUCACAGCACGUUUUUAUGCAUUAUUUAUGUAAGGUGGAGCUUUUGUGUCUUGCAGAGCGGUCUCUAUUUAUUUGUUUAUAUUACUGUACAGUAAAACGUCAACAUGAAAUCUAAAUCGGCACUAUUUAUUUUUUUAUUACACAUUCUUUAUAAAAUUAUCAAAUGAAAUUAUGAUAAAAUUGUUUUUUCAUGUUGACCUAUAUGACCUUUCAGUUUAUCAUCUCAUUUAUUUAUUGUCUCCAGGUUUAAAGAGACCCCACAGACUUAAAUAUUUUGAAUGUUUAAAACAGUAUUCAGCAUCUUACAGCAUCUUGUCGUGUUACCAUUGCAUUGUCCUUGGCCAUUAUAGAGAAAGAUUAGGAAAGUGCCUGUCUAUUUAUUUGACUAUUGCUACGAUGAUGAUGAUGAUGAUCAGCUGUUAUGUUACUGUAGUGCUGCUUCAUAUUUGCACCAAGGAUGUAAAGAUAUUGUGAAAAUAUGGAUGAAAAUAAUAAAAUUGUGAUGAAAACAA
Molecule: messenger RNA, 2547 nt
Organism: Paramisgurnus dabryanus
Lineage: Eukaryota; Metazoa; Chordata; Actinopteri; Cypriniformes; Cobitidae
Gene: nptxrb
Product: neuronal pentraxin receptor b
Source: RefSeq, a predicted model, not a curated record